Molecule: messenger RNA, 204 nt
Organism: Ilex paraguariensis (yerba mate)
Lineage: Eukaryota; Viridiplantae; Streptophyta; Magnoliopsida; Aquifoliales; Aquifoliaceae
Source: the annotation of a GenBank genome assembly
AUGGCAAAUCAUCUGCUUCGUGGCCUCCGUAAACGUUCUGUGUUUUCACUCCUCAAGUCAUCUUCUUCCAAUUGUCUCUGUUUAAGGUCCAUCCUCCACAACACACAACCAAUUUUCACUCUUUCCAGACCUAUAUUUCCAUUAAAGCCGUCAAAUUCAUGGUGGUGUUCAGAAACUUCAGUCAUGGUUCUGUUAACUUUGUGA